Molecule: messenger RNA, 1689 nt
Organism: Cuscuta campestris
Lineage: Eukaryota; Viridiplantae; Streptophyta; Magnoliopsida; Solanales; Convolvulaceae
Source: the annotation of a GenBank genome assembly
UUCAAACUUUUUCCUUUCUUUUAAAUUCCUCCUCCUCUUCCUUAAGCUCCCCUUUCAUUCAAUCAAUUUUCAAUACAAUCAAUUUUCAAUACCCAUGACAUCUUCUGAGAGCUUGAACUUCUUCUCCCCUGAAUACUCUUCUCCCGUGAUGCUUCCCCCCCCGCCGCCGCCCACAACAAAGCUGCCUCUGCCUCCACCCCCCUCAGCCCGAACCACUCCAUCCCCUAAACUACACGCGCCGCCGAAGCCGGAGAUCCCACAGCGGAAGAUGACCAAACCAAUCACACUACAGAAGACAUAUCCCAAACUAAGAUCCGCCGGCGGCCGGAAGACGAACCCGGUGGUGUGGUGCAUCUCAUUCUUGUGUUUGAUCUUCAGCAUCCUCUUGAUCCUCUCCGGCGCGGCGACUCUCGUCAUCUUCCUCGGCAUCAGGCCCAGGAACCCGGGGUUCGACACCCCGGGUGGGACCCUCAACUUCGUCUACCUCAACUCCUUCCAGUCCCUGAACGCAGAGUUGGCCUUUCUGGCCAACUUCUCGAACCCGAACAGGAGACUCGAAGUCAGUUUCGAGUCUCUGGAGCUCGGGCUGUACUUUUCAGACACGCAGAUAGCGUCUCAGGUGAUCUCCCCCUUCCGUCUGACGAAAGGGGGGGUCAGAGCGGUCCCGGUUCAUCUCAUAUCAAGCCUGGUUUAUUUGCCCCCAAGUCAUGCUUUGGGGCUACAAAAGCAAGUGUUGAACAAUAGGGUGGUUUUUAAUAUGAGGGGAGUGUUUAAGGUGAGAGUGGAACUUGGGAUGAUUCACUAUUCUUAUUGGUUGCAUGGGAGAUGCCAAGUGGAGAUGACAGGUCCCCCAAAUGGUUUCCUUCUCUCCCACAACUGCAAAACUAAGAGCAUUUUUUUCUGAACGUGCGGCGGAAAUCGAUCAGACCGCAGGACAAGCAAAUUAAAAUGGAUCUCAAAAUAAGUGGUGAGGUGCUGCUCCUUUUUUCCCGAGGUAAAUCUUCUCGGAACAAUAAACCUUGCCACUAACCCUCGAUUUGCCACACAAAUGUGUUAUUUUUCUGGUGGAGGGUUAGUUUGAACUCUGCAAUUUCCUCUUGCAGCGAUAAACCUAAUUGGCAGCAACAACCAAUUGGCUGAUGAUCAGGGGCUGUACCUAAUAAUUUGGUGGCAAGAAUUGGUGCCAAACCCAAUUUGUAGGGCGUAGAACAAACUUGUCGAAACCAAACCCUCUCUUUUUUGUGGUUUUGCUUUUUCUUGCAGAAUGAUGAUCAGAAGAGGCAAUCUUUGGUUAUCACGAUCCGAGCUUGUUGGAGACCGACGAUUGGUUUUGGUAUUUUGUGUUGGAAGACCGCGAUCCUGACUGUGGCACCGACACACAAUUCGGACGGUGGUGAUGUUCCUGAUCGAUCGACACAACCCUAGUUUGCGGCGGUCAGACACUUUCUUUGUGUGGAUUUGUGAGAGAGUUCAAGAAUGAGAUUAUCAAUUGAUACGGAUAUCGUAUCGGAUAGGGAAGAACAUCGAGCGUUCUUCAAGCUCCAAGAAGAUGAGGUAAAAAAAGAAGUAAAACUUCGAGCAUUUUCGGGCUCCAAAAGAAUAGAGAAAGAGAUUAGGGUUUUGAUAUUUUUUUAUUGUUUGAUUGAAUAAAAGGAUUACAUCACUAUUUAUAAGAGAUAGAGAAAUCCU